Molecule: messenger RNA, 1729 nt
Organism: Ectocarpus sp. CCAP 1310/34
Lineage: Eukaryota; Phaeophyceae; Ectocarpales; Ectocarpaceae
Source: the annotation of a GenBank genome assembly
GUUUUUGUUUUGUUGUUGAGAUGAGACACAAGCGCGCCUUCGCCCCUUGUGCUCACUCUCAUCUAGCACCCAUCAAAGCCUGACCAGGGAGUCAGUUGAUAAGAAAAUCUAUCUACAUUUCUCUUUCCAGAGCUCGCUCGGGCCUACCGAUCUCACAGCAGUGUAGACCAACCUCUGUGAUAGAGCGGUGACAGCAGUGUAACCUCUGUGGUAGACUACAAAGUCUACGAGCUACAGCGGCACCGCCACCUCCGCUGCUGCAAGACGCCACAUUCUGUGAGGUUAUGAGCCUCGCUUUACGCGAACACUAGGAGCUGCGGACGUCACGACGGAGGUCAAGACAUCCUACUGCUGUGGACUACAACAUCCGUCUGUGGACUUCGAGCGGAAAUCUGGAUUCGGAGAUUUGGGAGAUCAUCAACGGUCAGCGGAAACGAAAGUGAGCGCACUACUUGGUCAUCUACACCAAGGGGCUGAGAGUUCAUUAUACACACACGUUAUCACUGCUGCAAAAGCAGUAGUGGGUACCUCUGUGGUGAACAAACAGCAAAGUGUUGCGCGGGAAGCCUCGAUUUAGACAUCGAGCAAAUACUUCUGCGGCGGAGACAGGAGGGAAGACUGUAUCAACAGCGAAAGUCGACCGGGAACCGUAGUCCUAUUCACCGAUUCCCUAAGUGAGGAAAGGGUAUCAGGAGCGGGGUCGCAAAUUGGCCUACAACCGGAGUUCUAUUCACCAAUUCUCUAUCUAGGUGAGAAAAGGGUUUCAGAAGCGGGGUCACGAAUCGGCAACCGGAGUCCUCUAUAUCAAUAGAAGGAGCGGGGCUGGAAAAAUCUCAGCGACAGAUAGCUGAGUAAUACACCAACAAAAAUAUUCAAGACGAGAAUGUCAGGAUAAAACCCGGAAAUGGAAGCAACAUCGGGAACUGGAGGCGGAGGCAGCAUCUGGAGUGAUGGAUCCACAAACCUGGCCAACGUCAUCAGAGGACUCCCCAACUUCGAUGAAACGAAACCGAAGGACUUCAACGACUGGAUGAAGAAACUGAGUGCAGUCGUCGGCGUUACUCGGAGGGACAUCAUGCCACUUCUCAAGGGAAUGCGCAGGCCUGAUCCCUCGGACACCACCUUCGCCGCAUACGAGAGAGCAAACGAAGACCUCUACGCAAUCCUAUUCUGCCUCGUCGAACUGCCGGCUGCACUAACCGUACACAAGCACGAAGACGAGACCGGCCUUAGCGGAGACGGGCAGGCAGCAUUCGCGGAACUGAAGGCCAACUACAAUCGAGUGACAGAUGAAGUGAUCAGGGCUAAACUGGACGACCUGGAAAGGACGGUCAUGGAGCCAGGAGAGAACCCGGACGAUUUUUUCAACAAGAAACACCGCCUCCGCUCUCAACUAGAGAAAAUGGGGGAAACCAUCUCCGAUCGCCGCUUCAAGGACAUCUGUGUGCAAGGUUUCUCCGAGGACUGCAAGGACAUCAAGAUGAUUGUUUUCCGCGACCCAUCAUUCGACGUGCAACAGAUGCAAGCCACCAUGCGCAACAUCUUCCUUGACGAGCAAAUGCGCAUGAGAACCAAGGGCCAAAUCGCUGGCCGCGGAUUCGCCAUGGCUGCCAAGACCUCUGGCCCCAUCUGCUUCGAGUGCAACGAACCGGGACAUCAAGGGAAGCGGACGCACUUUCACGACAACUGCAACUGGGACUUCCGCGCUGGUGGAUUCUGGAGCUUCUGA